AUGCCUUCACCAACUCGCUCGUCGCACCGAGCUACUUCUCCGUCUGCGCAAAGCUCAAGCCGCCAUCACCGCAGUCGCCACAGCCAUUCCCAUCGCCACCGGCCCCGAGAGAGCUCGCGUUCGCGCUCUCCGCACCGAUCAGACAGACAUAGAUCAGACCGACACCACCGCCAUAGCGAAGACAAAGACCGCGUGCGCCACGAGCGACGACACAGAGAUGCUCCAGCGAAACCAGUCGUGCUCCCUUACCAAGCGCGCGAGCUCUCAGGGCGCGACCUGAAGGUAUACGAGCCCAUGUUUGGCAUGUAUUUGGAUAUCCAAAAAGGAAAAUAUAUCGAAGAUUUGAGUGAAGAUGAGGUGAAAGGGCGAUGGAAGAGUUUUACGCAAAAAUGGAACCGUGGAGAGCUCGCCGAGGGAUGGUAUGAUCCCAUUACACUCGAUAAGGCACGCAAGAAUGCAGAACAAGAACUGGAAGCUCACCCGAGAGAUGGACGUGAAUCACCUGAUUAUACACAGGGCGAGAGAGCGACUGGUGAAGCCCCACAGAACCCGCCAGUAGGCGACGACGACGAUGAAGAUGAGUACGGGCCUAGUCUGCCGCAACCAGGCUCAGGGAGAGGCGGUCCACAGGCGGGCCCUGCAAUUCCAACCAUGCAAGAUCUCGAGCUUAAGAGAGAAUCUGCCAUUGAAGAUGCCAUCGCUGCUCGUGGUGAAACGCGCGAGCAGUAUCGCGCUGGAAUUCGUUCACAUAAGUCCGCAAUGCGCCAUCUCGAAGAAGAGAUAGCACCGCGGGCUGAGCCAGGCACACGGGAGAGACAACUCGAGAAGAAGCGAGAAGUUGCUUCGGGCAACCGUGCAUUUGCAGAGCGCGGUGGCUCGCCCGAGGCAGCUCGCGAUGAAGAUUUAAUGGGCGGGGGCGAUGAGUUUUCUGCCUUGAAACGGGAGAAGGAGAAAGACCAGCGUAAGAAGAACGAUCGUGAGAUCCGGAGAGAGGAGAUUCUUCGUGCGCGUACAGCGGAGCGAGAAGAACGUGCGCAGGCGUAUCGACAAAAGGAACAAGAGACCAUGAGCUUCUUGCAAGCUCUGGCGAAGCAGCGAUUUGGCUGA
Penicillium vulpinum is the source of this 1107-nucleotide messenger RNA. RefSeq lists its product as uncharacterized. NCBI's taxonomy places the organism in Eukaryota, Fungi, Ascomycota, Eurotiomycetes, Eurotiales, Aspergillaceae. The record is from RefSeq and is a predicted model, not a curated record. The coding region runs from base 1 to 1107 and encodes 368 amino acids. The transcript is spliced from 3 exons.